AUGGGCAAGAAGAGCACCAAGGCCGCCGUGGCCAAGAACGAUGUCGCAUCCGCGCCUCCGCCUGGUCAGCUCAUGGAUUUGGUAGAGAACUUCCUCAUCGAUCACUCGUUCAAGAGCGCUGCCGAUGCUUUCAAGAAUCAGCGAGAGAAGAAGGGCUGGCAAACAACUGCUGCGACCGAAGAACAAUGCAACCCUUCCCUUGUCGGUGUCUUCCAGACAUGGGAGGCUACCAAGGGCGCGGAUAGCGGCAAGCCCAAGAAGAAGGCCUCCAAGAAGACGCCCAAGGGUUCUGAUUCGAACGACAACAAGGAAGAAGAUGUCGACAUGAAGGACGCCGAGUCCUCUUCCGAGAGCUCUGACAGCGACAGCGAGGAGGAAGCUGCCAAGCCUGCUCCUUCCAACAAUCUCAAGCGCAAGGCCCCCGUCGAUGAUUCCUCCUCUGAGUCGUCCUCAGACUCCGACUCAGAUUCGAGUUCUUCCGAUUCCGAUUCUGAACCAGGCGAGAAGCCACAGGCUAAGAAGCGAAAGCGCGCCUCAUCCUCGAGCUCCAGCUCCAGCUCCUCAUCCUCAAGUUCCAGCUCCUCUGAGUCCAGCGAUUCUAGCGACUCCAGCAGCGACUCCGACGACGAGAGUGCCGAGUCUGAUUCUGAUUCUGAUAGCUCUGACUCUAGCUCCGAUUCAAGCUCCGAUUCCGACUCCGACUCCAGCAGUUCAAGUGGUUCUGAGGGCAAGGCCGCCGCCAAGGUGCCGCUCCCAGACUCUGACGGCUCAUCCUCAGACUCCGACUCUUCAGACUCUUCAGACUCCGAAUCCGACUCUGACAAGAAGAAGAAGGUGAAGAAGGAAGCCAAGGAUUCCUCCGAUUCUUCUGUCACCUUGGACAAGACCUCGCCCGAGUUUCAAUCAAACUUGGCAAACCCACCUCUGCCUCCUGACCCCGUUAUAAACGGCAACGGGAAGAAGAAGCAGAACGAACCUUUCUCUCGUAUCCCCAAGGACAUCAAGGUCGACCCUAGAUUCGCCUCGAACGAAUACGUGUCCAUCACUUACUCUCAGCGAGCGCACGAGGACCUGAUUGUUACCAAGGGCAAGGGCUUCACCAAGGAGAAGAACAAGAAGAAGAGGGGCAGCUACCGCGGCGGUGCCAUUGAUAUUUCGGAUAAGAAGGGUAUCUACUUCGACGAUUAA
Molecule: messenger RNA, 1188 nt
Organism: Fusarium venenatum
Lineage: Eukaryota; Fungi; Ascomycota; Sordariomycetes; Hypocreales; Nectriaceae
Product: SRP40, C-terminal domain-containing protein
Source: RefSeq, a predicted model, not a curated record